Molecule: messenger RNA, 2111 nt
Organism: Cercospora beticola
Lineage: Eukaryota; Fungi; Ascomycota; Dothideomycetes; Mycosphaerellales; Mycosphaerellaceae
Biological process (GO): endoplasmic reticulum to Golgi vesicle-mediated transport
Cellular component (GO): endoplasmic reticulum membrane; endoplasmic reticulum-Golgi intermediate compartment; Golgi membrane
Molecular function (GO): D-mannose binding
Source: RefSeq, a predicted model, not a curated record
CCACGAUACGGCGGAGACACGAUGGAAUCUUUUGCUUUGGCCGCACAGCAUUCGGGUGCCAUCAAUCACCACCACACCGUUUCCUUCAACUCCUCCGCGGUCGAUGCGCUGAAAGAGGUCAAAUUGAUCGUUUCUGUCGUGGUCGUAGGCUGGAUCGCGACUACCGCUUUGAGAGGAUUUCUGUUCAAGAGCAACGAUAAGGCAUAGCGGGACUCUGUGUAUACAUACAACCAACGAAAGACGAGACAUUGAUCACGAGCAAUCAUUGCAGAGCAUUGAUACCGAGUGUUGGAUAGUCGCAAUCGCUAUUGAACAAACCCAUCGCUACCCUCCACCACCUUCCAUCGAUUCUGUGCCCGAGCACAUCUCACACCACAUCGAAUCGUGUGCACGCGACAUUGAGAAAGAUGACACUCCCACGAUUACCUCAGUCACUCGCAUGGCUGGUGUUCGCUACCCUCGUCUCCGCCGUUGACCGCUUCGCUGCGCCAAUCGAUAGCCUUUCGUUCGGCCAUAAAGGCGACUUCACACCAGGAGCCACAAUCUCUGGCUGGCACGCAGCCAGCGUAAACCACGAUUUGCACGUCACUCGAGAUCGUGUCAUCCUCACACCGCCGUGGCCCGGCCAGACGAAGGGUGCGAUCUGGUCAGACCAGAGCAUCGGGCAGGUCAACGACUGGACAGCACAGCUCGAAUUCCGAGCAUCAGGUCAAGAGGUUGGCUCCGGAAAUCUGCAGCUGUGGUACACCCACGGAUACGACACCCUGCAUGCAGACAGUGUCUACAACGCGGGGAAGUUCGACGGCCUCGUCAUUGUGGUCGAUCAAUAUGGAGGCUCUGGCGGCAAGAUUCGAGGUUUCCUGAACGACGGUUCUGUAGAUUACCGCUCAUCUACAUCGCUCGAGUCACUGGCAUUCGGGCACUGCGAUUAUAGUUAUCGCAAUUUGGGAAGACCCAGUAAACUCAAGAUUACGAGCAGGGGAGGCCUUACAGUGUCCAUUGACGAUAAAACAUGCUUCUCUUCCGACAAGAUCUCUUUGCCAACUGGCGACUACUUCUUUGGUAUCACUGCUACUACUGGAGAGAAUCCAGAUUCCUUCGAGGUCACCAAGUUCGUUGUGAGCAGUGGAGGAGAUCCAGUAACAGGCGGACAGCAAGGCUACCCAGGCAACACAGCUCAACAACCCAUUCAGGGGCAGCAGCAGCAACAGCAGCAGAACCCGCCUCAGAUCAAAAAGAUGGACAGCAUGCCAGGCGCACCAGAGAUGCUCCCUGAUCGGGAUGCAGACCAAAUCAAGUCGCAAACCGAGCAGUUCGCCGACUUGCACAAUCGCGUGCAAGGCCUCACUCACCAGAUGGGCACUGUCUAUUGGGAGAUCAAGAACUUGGCGGACAAGAUUGAUUCAAAACACUUGGACACCGUGAGCAAGAUCAACAAUGUUGGUGCUAGCAGAGAUACUGGGCUGCCACCGGAGACGGUUGGCAAGAUCAAUGCUUUGCACGACCGCGUGUCGAGCAUUGAGUCGAUCGUCAACAUCAUUCGCGACGAUAUCGAGGGCAGAGACUACAAGCAGUCUCUUGACGAGCUGCACAACGCUAUGUCGUUCCUGCACUACAACUUCCACGACCAUUUGGAGCCAAAAAUGGAAAAAGUUAUCAAAACCCAUGGUCCGAGCACCUCACAAAUGGUUCUUACCAUCAUCGGCUUCCAGUGCCUGAUGGUGCUGUUCUACGCAUUGUACAAGAGGCAGAGACACAGUCAGCCAAAGAAGUACUUGUAGAUGGAGCCUCUGGCUGAUCAUGGACAGCGUUUAGUUAGCGUGCAUGCCACACUACAGAUGGGGUGAGAAAAACCGUCGCAUACUGAACAGCUUCGAUGGGGACAAUUGUAUGAAUGGACACCUUUGAUAGACGUGGUUGUUUGGUUACGUGGCAUGAGGCGAUGGCAAGGACAUGGGGGUAAAUGUAAUUGUGCGAAUGCGAAUGCGCGUGGGACAUUGUAUGUUUGUUAUUAGUAUGCAAGCUGCUUAAUGUAAGCAUGGCUUUUGUGAAGAUGUGCCUGGUCUCGGCACUGCAAGACGAUGUCAACACACGUCGCACAGGAACAGCUC